AUGACAGAUUUUUUUUACAUCCAAGUCCCAGCCGAUGUUAAAGUCUUGUUGCUGACUGGAACCUCACUGAAUAAGAAUCAAUUGGAUUAAGUAUAAAAAUGCACUAACCUACUUAAAUUGGAUUUGUCAAAUUGCAAUCUAACACUCAUUCCAAAUAUCAAGAGGCUAACCAAUUUAAGGAUCCUAUAUUUACAUCAGAAUCAGAUCUCUUAACUUUCUAUAGAACCAAUCUCAGGAUGCAACAAUUUGAAUUAUCUCACUCUUUUCUUAAAUCCUGUAUCGGCUCAAUGUUCUCUCAGAAGACAAGUUAUAUCGUAAGUAAAAUCUUUAUGGGCAUUUGAUUUUAAUGCAAUUACCGAUGAAGAGAAACACAAAGAAUUGAGAUUAUAGUAAUCCACCGAAAAGAGUCGCCUCCCUUGGCCAAUUAUAAGCACUCCAAAGGAAUUCAAGGAUCAAUCUUAAAUAGUUUUUUUGCUGUGGAAAGAACUAGAAGUGAUCAGAAAAAUUUGGCAAAGAUGUUCUGCCAUUUUGACUAUCUAACGUAAUAUUAAAUGUUUUUUAACAAGAAAAAAAUACAAAAAAAUUGUUUAGAAACAAAUAAAAAUACAAGCAUUUGUAAGACAAGCAGUUAAGCAUUGGAUAAGAUUUACUAGGAACAAAAAAGACCUUAAUUAAUUUUUAGCACAUUAAUACAGUACCUAAUUUGAGAAGGUUAAAGUUCUGGUUCAAAAUUAUAGACAAAGAAAAGGAAAGGCGAUUAAAGAAUAAAAGAGUGCUAGGAUCAUUUACAGAUCCUUGAAAUCCUUUUAUUUUGAACAUAAACUUAAACUUAAAUCUAUUGGAAAUAUCCACAGACUCUAUUUCUAUAAAGAACAACUGAAUCUAUUCAAAUCAAUCUUAAAAAAGCUCAUUAAUAAACCUGAAAUCUAAGCAAUUAUUGAUUAAACCCCUCUUUUACAUGAGGAUUUUUAAAAACCUAAUAAGAUUUAUGAUUCAGAAAUUUUCACUUUUAGGCUACCUAACCAAUUACAUUUCUAAAACAACCCUAUUUAUUUUAAGAAUAUGCUAACAUAUCCUGCUUCUUUAGCUAAAAUAAGUUGCUGUCUACAAUAAUUAUCAUUGAGUAUAAUAAGACAAUGGACAUCUGUGACAUAAUUUUGUCAGGAUGUACAUGCUUAUUCAUAUUUGCAAAAGUAUGACGAAUUGAUGCCUGCUAGAAAACCAUAUGUUAUUAUGUACAAAUUGCCUAAGCAGGAUAAGAUUAAAUAUUAAAACUGUUUAAAAUAAAUAAACAAAUUUUAACUUCGAGAAUACAGAUAAUUGUAUGUUAUAAACUUAAGCAAAGAAAAUCUAUCUAUGAUAAUUAAAUGUAUAAUUUUGCACAAUAAGGAUCAUCCUUCAUAAGUUUUUAUUACAAUAUUUGAGAAAUAAUUGAAAGAAGCUGUGGCGGCUUUGAAGAUACAAAGACAAUAUAGAGCAUAUCAAGAUGUAAAAAAGAAUGGCAUGAACAUGCAAACUAUAAUUAAAAUAUUAGUAAAGGAAAGAUCCUUAUUGAUAUUAUAAAAAUGGUGUAAGGAUUUAAAAAUGCAUCAUAGAAAUAAUUUUUUUAAAGUUAUAGGUUAUCGACUCAAACAAUUAACACAAAAUGUAUUGUAUUUAAAUUACUCAAUCUAUAUACAAUUGAAUUAAUGUGUAUCAAAGUUGUAAUUUCUUGAAUAAAAAUCAAAACUAAGGUUCAUUAAUUAUAAAUUCCUAGCAGUUCUUGAAUAGUUUCCUAACAAAAAUGUUAUAGCAAUUUGGUUAAGAAGACAAAUUAUCCAAUUAGAUGAUAGUGAGUAAUAAGAAUUUUCAAUUAGUAAAAAUUGUGAUAUAUAUCAUUUGUUACAUUUUGAAACUUAAAGUGAAAUUAAGAAUUUAUUUAAUCAAAAAUGGAUGAAAAUUACAUUUCCGUAAAAUGAAUAGCUAAGAUUGAGAUUAUUUUUAUUAGCUCUAUAUACUUACUCUUUUAAAAACUAAUGUUUUGUAUAAUUGUAUCAAGAACAUGAAUUGUUAGAGCAAACUUAAGGUGUGAAACAAAAAGAUGACUUGGUAAUAUAGACAUAUCGACUACAAUAAUAUACUGAGUAAGUAGAAAAUUGUGAAAUACCAUGUAAACCACUAAUAUGGUUAUCAAAACAAUUAUCUGAUAAAACAACUAAUGAAAUUGAAGUGAGAUUUUAUAAAAAUGGAAUUGAUUAAAAAAAUAAAAAGAAAAAAAACAUUUCAAAAUUGCCUGAAUGUGAAUAAAUUUCAACUCAUCUUUUUUUCAGUUCUAUUUAAAAACAGUUGAAUCUCUUUUAGUUUACUUAAAUCAAAUAAAACUGUCCUACUGCCUCAACUAAUAUGAGAACUAUUACUUAAACUGACAAACCUAAAACUGCCUUACAAACAUUUAUUUUUCAAUAGGACAGUUUUGAAUUAGAAACCACCAAUCCAGAAAAGUAGCAAUAAAAAUUGAAAUUAGUUACAAAUGCUACAAGAUAGCAUCUAAGAACAAAAUCUGUUACUAACAAAAAGUAAGCAUUAUAGGUAGAAUUACCGAUAUUCUUUUAAUAAUAAAAUUUUAAUUUAAGCUAUAGUGUUGGAAGAAAAAAUAACUAACCUGAUAUAUCUAAGUAAUUGCAGUAUUGGGAAGAUAGAGAAAAUCAAUAGAGACAAUAAAUAAAAUAGUAAAAUCGAGAAAAAAGAUAAGCAAAAUUAUAGAUUCAACAGGAAAGGUCUUUUUGUCAGGAAUUCAAUAUCGGCUAGAAUAUUAUUAGUAGACAAGGAGAUAGACAUCUGAUGCGAUUAUAAUAAAAGAAAUAAUAAUAAAUAUCAUAGUAACUUGUGCAAUAAUUUAAAGAACAUUCCAAUAACAUUAAGGAGAUAUAAUCUAUUAACAACAAGAUGAAAUUAUAGGCAAUUAAAGAAGCUAAUUCUUAAUAUAAGGCUUCUCUUGAAUAACCAGAACAAUAGCCUAAAAUUAUUUAAAAGCACCAGACAAAAAGAUUGGGAAUAGCGAAUAAAUAUAUCCAUUCUGUAUUACCAGAAGAAAUAUUUCCAAUUAAAAUUGACUUUGAAAAUAUAUGA
Molecule: messenger RNA, 3108 nt
Organism: Paramecium tetraurelia
Lineage: Eukaryota; Ciliophora; Oligohymenophorea; Peniculida; Parameciidae
Exons: 2
Biological process (GO): mRNA splicing, via spliceosome
Molecular function (GO): U2 snRNA binding; protein binding
Source: RefSeq, a predicted model, not a curated record